AUGUCCGAAAAUUUGUCAGACAAACUCAAAGAUUUUAUUGCUACCCAGCUCGCCGAUCUCAAAGGCCAAGUUUCAUCAAAGGAUGAAGAUAUUGCUCUACUUCGAAAUCAGCUCAAUGAGAUGAAGAUGGAAAAGAAGUCACAGCCUUCGUCAUCUUCUUGCAAGACAACGGCUACUUUCUCAGAGGAAACUAUUCAUCGAUCCAAGGCCUCCACUUCAAAGAGCUCAAGGCAUUCAGCUGAAACACCUUCAAAGUCGUCGUCUAAACCGCACUCCACACCCACUCAAUCUAGAUCAACUCCGCUCAAAACCACAUCAAGAUCCAGCAAGAAUAUAAAACCUCCAACUCUGAAGCGACACCCAUGCCAGCUGCAGGAGCGUGAGUUGGAAGACAGUGUCAAGCCUGUCAAGGGAGCAGUUCCGCAGGCGCCAGAUCCGCAAACAUUGAAGGAGUUCUAUUCCUGUUUCACCACACAAUCUGAUAUCGAAAGUGUCCUCGCAAAUUCAUCUUCACGUGCCAUUAUCGCACAAAACAAAAUUCAAACUCUGAACGACAAUCAACUUACACAAAAGGCUGGUCGUGAGACUCUCCAUCUCAAAGAAAUUCACAUAAUGUUCAUUCAUAGCAGUCUUGCUAAGCUAGGUCUUCGACGCUGGGGACCUAACUUGAGUGAAGCAACCAAUUCACUUCUCAACUCGGCCUGUAGAAUCAGUGCAAUUUUGGCAUUUUGCCAAGUGGCUGCCGGUGGAGCAUUCGACACUGCGAACAUGGAAGCUACUUAUAUCAACAAUCUUAGAAAUCAUCAUCGCUUGGAGUUUGCCAAGGCCAUGAAGUAUCCAAAACGCUACCUGAAUUUCUUGGACAACAUCGCAUCUCAUAGUGACAAUGAGCCCAGUAAAGAUGGUCAUUUCUGGAUCAUCAGGAAGUUAGAAUACCGUUCCAAAAAGGCCACCGUAUUCCUGCGCCGCCUGGAUCAAGAUAUUGCCACCGCCAACCCAGCUCUCAUCAAACCUACUCAAUUUUGCACUUGUAGAGUACCAUUACUGCACAGGAAAUCACUAUUCAACCGUCCGCCUCAACGUUGCUCCCUUAACACCUUAUCACCAGCUUACUUCAAUUCACUCCCACAACAUCUCAAAUUCACACUUGCUGACACCAAAAAGUUUAUUAAAAAGUAUUAUGAUAGGAUAUCGGCCCCAUACACUCUUGAGUCUGUCAAAACGUCUUCCUCUUUGUCUUCAUCAGAGGAAGAUGAAGAUCUACGUGGUAAAGGUAAAGCUAAAGCUAAAGUUGAAGGUAAGGCUAAGGCUAAGGCUAAGGCUAAAGGUAGCAACAAUUAUGAUGAUACAGAUUAUGGAACCGGCAUCGGCUUGAGUAAUACUUUGGGCGAAGAUGAGGAGGAAGCCUAUUAUCAGGAAGGUGAAUUUGAAGACGACUUUUUGGACUCUGAUGAAGACAAAGACUCAGAAGAGGAUGAAGAUUUUGACCCUACUAAACAAAAAACUCCUUCCUCUGGUGAUGAAUCAUCCAACAAAGCAAACAAUCAACAAGAUGAUGGUGAUAAGUCUGCCAUGAUCAUCAAUGAUGACUGA
Messenger RNA from Melampsora larici-populina 98AG31, 1593 nucleotides. RefSeq lists its product as uncharacterized. Lineage: Eukaryota; Fungi; Basidiomycota; Pucciniomycetes; Pucciniales; Melampsoraceae. The record is from RefSeq and is a predicted model, not a curated record. The coding region runs from base 1 to 1593 and encodes 530 amino acids. The transcript is spliced from 4 exons.